AUGUCCUCGGAACGAAGGGCGGAAGCAGCAGAUCCACCUUCGUCGGGGAUUCCUCCGAGUUCCCUUCCAUGGGGACAGAUACCUCGUUUUGAUCCGUCAACGACGGACUUGAGGGUGUACACCCAGAAGUUGCAGUUCCUGCAUCAGGUGUGGCCGACUGAAUACAUAGAGCAUUUGGCGCCACGGGCGGCCUUGCUGGUGGAGGGUGCCGCAUUCCAAAAACUGGCAAGACUUGAUGCACAGAAACUGAGAUCAGCGGAUGGGGUGAAGAUCCUCAUUGAGACCUUGGGGGGUGCCUGGGGUCGCACAGAUCCUGAGGACACCUAUGACUUGUUUGAGCGAGCAUUGUACUCAGUGAGCCAACGAUCUGAUGAAACAAACGACAGCUACUUGGCCAGGCACGACACGGUGUUCGAAGACUUGCUGUCGAAGAAGAUCACACUGGCCGACGUACGGGCAUAUGUGCUCGUCAGACAAUCGAACCUGAGCUCUGAUGACCGAAAACGGAUCAUUGUAGACAACCAGGGCCAACUGACCUAUGAGCAAGCACGGAAGAGCCUGAGGCUCCUUGGGUCAAGAUUCUUCCAGGACCUUCAGGGGAAUCGAGCCAAUCAUGGCAAGAAAACAUAUGAGGCCUACCAGCUUGAUGAACCUGAGGACAAUCAUCAAGCGGCCUUCAUGCAGGAGACCGAGUCCAUGGAGAUCGACGAGGAGCAGAUCUUUCAGCUUCUUGCCGACCAAGGUGACGAAGAUGCGGUGUUCAUCUCUGACUUUGAGGAUCAGAUUGUGGACGCCAUCCAGGAUCACCCAGGCUUGUCACAGUGCUUCUUGAGCUAUCAGGAGGCCCGUGCUAGGGGGUUUCUGGCCAGUGAAGGGAAAGACCAAGGGGAAAGGAGGCAAGAAGGGAAAACCGUCAUGGACACCAGCCAAUGGAUCGUCGCGGACCGGAUCGCCAACUCCACAUGCAGGGCCUAUGGACAGCCCGGGCACUGGAAGAGGGAGUGCCCAAACCGUCCGGAUGUCAAAAAGAAUGAAGCCACCAACAUCACUGAGGAGAUCCACCUUGGCACCGAUGACGUCGCCGCCGACAUCUUCGAGGUGGUAUCCGAACUCCCAGAAGAUGCAGUCUCUUGGAGCCAGGAUCUUCACGAUCAGCAACUGACAUUCAGGAUCGACCCGAAGCUCAGCACCACAGCGCAGUAUCCCGAGUCGGCGCCGGCAGAAAUUCAGCGUCCACCGGGGAUCUCCACUCUUCGAGAGUGGGGUCAGCUGAAAGUGCCAUCGGGAAAGUUUGGGGGAAAGACAUUCGAACAGGCACACAGCGAUCUAUGCUAUGUUCGACAAAUGUGGAAUCGGAAGGCGGUAUCCGCCUGGGUUCGAAGUUUUCAGAUGUACUGCAGAGCCCGAAGUCAGGCCACCCACGAGUAUGCCUACAAGAUGCAGGAGCAGGGGAUCGAAGUGGAUUUGGUCAAACACCUGUCACAGGUAUCGACUGGGGCGAACAGCAGUUUCAAUGCCGAGCCCAAGCCGAUCAGCAAGCCCAAGACCCCGAUCGGUGUGACACAGGAGAAAGACAAAGCUGGAGAGUGGAUCAAGAUCGAAGAGGAGAUGAAGUCAACGAACGAGCACAGCCGAGCUCCCAAGAGGGUGAAUUCCAAGCCAAAGGCCUCAGCCAUGGCAGUGGAACCCAACCAUCAUCGGGUUCAGGAGAUUCGCACACAGAUUGCGAUCCUGGAGCGGGAGCUUGCCAAAGAAGUCCAGAUCCCCGAAGAGGAGGAGCUGAUGUCUGGAACAUAUGAAGCCAAAUUUGACAUGUGUGAGGAUUUGUUUGGGGAGUUUCAAAUGAUGGUGCCGGAGCUGCAACUUAAGCUUGUUAUGCUGUGCAGAGGAACUGAGAGGAUUGUUCCCAAAAGUGGCCCUGAUUUUGAAAGCUUAGAGCCUGGUCAGAAGUCGGAUCUGAGAAGACUUCAUGCCAACUUGGGACAUCCACACCCGGGGAAGCUUGCAAAACUCCUCAUCGAACAGGGUGCUGACGAAGCCGUGGUGAAAGCCGCUCGGAGGAUAAUGGACGAACAAAUCAAGCCUGCGUGUAAGAACUUUGUUCAACUUGAGGGUGUUCCUGAAGAGGAGGACGAAACCUCCGUGACCAACCCCAUCAGUGGGAUUCCUGGCAGUGCCGCUGAUGGAAGUCAGCCAGAGGGCGAGAUUUUCCCGUCUGCGGCUCCGUCGUCUGUUUCGCCGUGCCCAUCUCUUUUGGAUGACAGCCCUGAAACUCCAGAGGAAGGACUGGACUUUAAUGCCCCAAUUGAAACACCGGUUCCAGAGGCAAAGAACAAAGAGAUAGAUGCCUGGGUAAAACAUGAGACUGUGAAGAAAGUUGCAAGAGGCACACUUAGGGAUGACCAGAUAAUGCGUUGCCGCUGGAUUCUGACAUGGAAGCCCCCAGCUCCUGGCACAAGCGAACGACGCGCCAAAGCGCGCUUAGUGGUUUUGGGUUUCGAGGAUCCCCAAAUUUCUUCCAUCUCUGCUGAUGCUCCCACUUUGUCCAAGGAUGGCAAGCAGCUAGUGUUGCAACAGGUAGCCAGCAAUGGAUGGCGCUUAGUAAAUUUUGACAUUGCAACUGCCUUUUUGAAAGGACAGGGAGAUGGAAGAGCCUUGGGUCUUCAUGCACCAAAAGAGCUCAAAGAAGCCAUUGGUAUGGGGCCAAAUGACCAAUGCAGCCUUCUCGGAGGAGCCUAUGGCCGUGCUGAUGCCCCAAUUUUGUGGUAUCGAACACUGCGAAAGCCGGACAUUUCAGCGAAAGUUGGUGAACUUCAGGCAGCCAUUCCAUGUGGUCGUGUAGAGCAUUUGAUUUUGGCCAAUCGGGUGUUGUUUGAAGCGAAAACAAAACCUGUGAAUCUGAUGAUAAUUCCGAUUGCCGAGUCCAAGGUGACCUUCUGUGCAUUCUCAGAUGCCUCUUUUGAAUCUGGAAAUGGCAACCCAACGAGACAAGGCACCUUAAUUUUCACCACGGAUGGCAAUCUCGCAAAGAACCAGCGAACAGUGAUUUGUCCAAUGGCAUGGUCAUCAAAGAAGAUUCCGAGGGUCGUGCGUAGCACGUUAAGUGCAGAAUCGGUCGCACUGGGGUCCACGUUGGACCGGUUGAGUUGGUUGAGGGUAUUUUGGGAAUGGAUGAAGAACCCUGGAAUUGACUGGUCCCAGCCUGAUGUGAUUUUACGACGGGCUCCUCAUGCAACAGUGGCAACCGACUGUAAGUCAGUGUAUGACUUAUCAACCAAGACCUCAACACCUUCGUGCUCGGAAUACCGCACCACCUUGGAAUGCUUGCUCAUACGAGAGCGUCUUCGUGAAAACUGUGGUCUUAGGUGGGUCAACAGUAGGGCCAUGUUGGCUGAUUGUUUAACCAAGUCAAUGGAUGGCGAUGCUCUGAGACAAGCUUUGAUGAUCGGACAAUAUGCUCUGUUUGACGAGCAUGAAGUGCUCAAGGAACGAGCUGACAAAC
This is a messenger RNA of Cladocopium goreaui, 3502 nucleotides long. NCBI's taxonomy places the organism in Eukaryota, Dinophyceae, Suessiales, Symbiodiniaceae. The record is from the annotation of a GenBank genome assembly.